CUGGACGAUAACGAGGUGCUGGACGGCGACAACGCCACGUCGACGCCGUACUUCGACUUCAACGUGCCACGUAACGUGACAACGGCCGUGGGGCAGACCGCCUUCCUGCACUGCCGUGUUGAGCAGCUGGGGGACAAAGGGGUGUCGUGGAUCAGGAAGCGGGACCUGCACAUCCUGACGGCGGGCAUACUGACGUACACGAGCGACCAGCGCUUCACCGUCAUCCGGCCCGACCGCUCCGACAACUGGACGCUGCAGAUCAAGUUCCCGCAGGAGCGCGACUCGGGCAUCUACGAGUGCCAGGUCAACACCGAGCCCAAGAUGAGCCUCGCCUUCCGUCUCAACGUCGUAGAGGCGAAGGCGCGCAUCGCGGGCCCGAGCGACCUGUACGUGAAGAAGGGCAGCGCGCUGAGCGUGGUGUGCUCCAUUAGCCAGGGCCCGCACGACCUGGGCACCGUGUUCUGGUACCGCGGCGCCGCCAUCCUGCAGCCGGCGCCGGCGCCCGCGGCCGGCGCGCGCCUGCGCAUCGACACCGACUGGACGGACGCGCUCACGUCGCGCCUCUACAUCGCCGACGCCAGGCCCUCAGACUCGGGCAACUACACGUGCGUGCCCACGCUGGCCAGCGCCGCCAGCGUCAACGUGCACGUCAUCAACGGGGAACACCCAGCGGCGAUGCAGCACGGCAACAAGAGCAGUGCGGUGACGUCACUGCAGCUCCCGCUGUCGCUGUCGCUGUCUCUGCCGUUGGCGCUGUACACGGCGACAGCGCUGCUGGCGCGCCGGCUCAGCUGAACGGCGGCCUUCCUGCGCGUGUGCGACGAGAGCGCGAGUUGACUGCGCAUGCGCGAGACCCAGAGCGUGCCGCGCAUACGCGAGAGCAUCGCUCGGCUGCCGGACCCUGAGGAGGUGCAAGCUCACUGAAACGGAAAAAAGCCAAAGUCUCCCAGAGAGAGGAUACAAUAACUGUACUGUCUAAAUGAAUAAAUAUACAAUGUACAUAUUUUCAGCAAAUUUUGUUUCACUAGCUGUAGAAUCGUUGUCCAGUUGAUUUGCACAUCUGUUGCGUUCUACUAUUGCAAACCUAUCUAUUACGGAGUGAGAGAUUCACCUGGAAGAUGGAAGACUGUUAAAGAUAUGAAAUUUUAAGGUGGGAGUUACAUGCAGUGCAGGAUUAAAGCAAUAAUAAUAAUAAUAACAAAGAAACUAACAACAGCAGCUCUUUAUCAGUGUCGUAUCAAUUUCAAAAAUACUUAUUCAGUGUUGGAAACGACAAGCAAGGCAAAUUUUUGAGUUACACUUAGAGUGUGUAAGAAUUUUAAUUUAUAAUAAUUUCUCUUUCUGUGCCUAGUGCUUACAUGUCACUCACUAUGAAUGAAAGUAGUGCAGAUGGCAGUGAUGCAGGGUUCAAAUACUUAAGGAUGGGAGAGUCAUAAUAAAGGAUGUUGUUAAAGGAAUAAGACUUGUGGAAAUGUUUGGUUGUACAGAAUGUUUCGCAGACCAAUUUUAAUAACAAUUAUAAACAUUUUUCACAAAUUUUAAUAAGUCUUCUCGAAGAGGAAUUGCAUAGGUGAAAGGAUACUUUGGAAGUCCUAGGAAUAACUAUGUACCUAUUUGUAUAUCUGAGAUGUAGGUAAGAGUAACAGAGUAUUUAUUAUCUAGAAAUGUUGAUUUAUAUAUUCGUAUUGUAACAUCAUAUAUUUUGUAAAUUAAUGCACUCAACAUUGUUAUUUCAUUUGCCAAAUCACUCUGUUUCACAAAUACAAGAGAUUUUUAUAAAGUUUCUUUUUCACUUCA
This is a messenger RNA of Schistocerca americana (American grasshopper), 1797 nucleotides long. RefSeq lists its product as uncharacterized. The transcript has 4 exons. Gene Ontology annotation, biological process: synapse organization. Gene Ontology annotation, cellular component: neuron projection membrane. The record is from RefSeq and is a predicted model, not a curated record. The coding region runs from base 322 to 795 and encodes 157 amino acids. Lineage: Eukaryota; Metazoa; Arthropoda; Insecta; Orthoptera; Acrididae.